Messenger RNA from Gorilla gorilla gorilla (western lowland gorilla), 2558 nucleotides. It is a transcript of the gene POLR3C, whose product is annotated as RNA polymerase III subunit C. Gene Ontology annotation, cellular component: RNA polymerase III complex. Gene Ontology annotation, molecular function: single-stranded DNA binding. Bases 616 to 2220 code for a protein of 534 amino acids. Gene Ontology annotation, biological process: DNA-templated transcription. The record is from RefSeq and is a predicted model, not a curated record. NCBI's taxonomy places the organism in Eukaryota, Metazoa, Chordata, Mammalia, Primates, Hominidae. The transcript has 15 exons.
AGUUUGGGGCUGACCUCGCCCUUGCAAAAGUGGCAGAAAAACCGGUGGGCGGCUACAGCGGCGCCCGAGUCCGCCCCGGCCGCCGAAGCCUCCGCCAUUUUUGUCCUCCGCCGCGGCCGUCCGAGAGGGCAGCCGGCCCGUCCCUCGCCAGGCCGCUACCUCCCGAGCUGCAGUCGCCGCCGCCGCCGCCGCCUCGGUGCGGCCCACCGCUUCAGAGCCCGCGUCGGUCACGUGAGUCGGCCAGGCCCAGAAAGGCGGCGGCGCCAACAAGCUACCCUGCGGCCCGCCUCCCAGCACCAAAGAGGCGCAGGAAGGAGAGACAAACGGCCCGCCUGCCGGCUCCACAAACAACCCCUCGCUGGUCCUCCAGUCUUCCAGCGAGAAGAAAGAAAGAGCGUCCCCGGAAGCCGCCGAAACUCUGGGGUAGAGUGGCACGCGCUUUUUGCUUUUCCGCGUCUUCUUCGGUGGCGAUCCUCGUCCUAGAAAGGGCGGUGGGCUCCACUUCGGCCUAGAAGGCCAGCGGGAGCCGCAGGAAGCCGUCGCGGGAAGCUCAGCAGAAUUGGAGUUGGAGCCUCCGGAUUGCGCUGACCCUGAGCUCUCAGACUCCCCAGUACAAUGACUCAAGCAGAAAUUAAGCUCUGUUCUUUGUUGCUGCAAGAGCAUUUUGGAGAGAUUGUAGAAAAAAUUGGAGUCCAUCUGAUAAGAACCGGCAGCCAGUCGCUAAGAGUAAUUGCCCAUGACACAGGAACAUCACUGGAUCAGGUGAAGAAAGCCCUGUGUGUCCUCGUCCAACAUAACCUGGUGAGUUAUCAAGUGCACAAACGUGGUGUGGUGGAGUAUGAAGCCCAGUGCAGCCGGGUAUUGCGAAUGCUUAGAUAUCCCCGGUACAUCUAUACUACCAAAACUCUGUACAGUGACACUGGAGAGCUGAUUGUUGAGGAGCUUCUGUUGAACGGCAAACUGACAAUGUCAGCUGUUGUGAAGAAAGUGGCAGACCGGCUCACAGAGACCAUGGAGGAUGGCAAGACCAUGGACUAUGCUGAAGUAUCAAACACAUUUGUGCGACUGGCAGACACACACUUUGUACAACGCUGCCCUUCGGUACCUACCACUGAGAAUUCAGACCCUGGGCCACCACCACCUGCCCCCACACUUGUCAUUAAUGAAAAGGACAUGUACCUGGUUCCUAAACUCAGCUUGAUAGGGAAAGGUAAAAGGAGGAGAUCAUCUGAUGAAGAUGCUGCUGGGGAGCCCAAGGCCAAGAGACCAAAAUAUACUACAGAUAACAAGGAGCCCAUUCCAGAUGAUGGGAUUUAUUGGCAGGCCAACCUUGACAGAUUCCACCAACACUUCCGUGACCAAGCCAUUGUGAGCGCAGUUGCUAACAGGAUGGACCAGACAAGCAGCGAGAUUGUGCGAACCAUGCUCCGAAUGAGUGAGAUUACCACUUCCUCUAGUGCUCCCUUCACCCAGCCAUUGUCUUCCAAUGAGAUCUUCAGAUCCCUACCUGUUGGCUAUAACAUCUCUAAGCAAGUUCUUGAUCAGUAUCUCACUCUGCUGGCAGAUGAUCCACUAGAGUUUGUUGGAAAGUCUGGCGACAGUGGUGGAGGAAUGUAUGUCAUCAACCUCCAUAAGGCAUUAGCAUCCCUAGCCACAGCCACUCUGGAGUCCGUCGUACAGGAGAGAUUUGGGUCUCGCUGUGCUAGAAUAUUCCGUCUAGUUUUGCAGAAGAAACACAUAGAGCAGAAGCAAGUGGAAGACUUUGCAAUGAUUCCUGCAAAGGAGGCAAAGGAUAUGCUAUAUAAGAUGCUCUCAGAAAAUUUCAUGUCACUCCAGGAAAUUCCCAAAACACCAGACCAUGCCCCAUCCAGGACCUUCUAUUUAUAUACUGUGACCAUCCUGUCAGCUGCCCGAAUGUUGUUGCACAGGUGCUACAAGAGCAUAGCCAACUUGAUAGAAAGGAGGCAAUUUGAAACCAAAGAGAAUAAGCGUCUACUAGAAAAAUCUCAGAGGGUAGAAGCCAUCAUUGCAUCUAUGCAGGCUACUGGUGCAGAGGAAGCACAGUUACAAGAAAUAGAGGAGAUGAUCACAGCUCCUGAACGUCAGCAGCUAGAGACCCUGAAACGUAAUGUCAACAAGUUGGAUGCCAGUGAGAUCCAGGUGGACGAAACCAUCUUCCUGCUGGAGUCUUACAUUGAGUGCACCAUGAAGAGACAGUGAUCCAGAAGAAGCAUCUUCCUCAGAAGAUCUGGGGGGAUGGAAAGCAAAAUAAAGGAGGUGCCUGGAUGCAUUAUUUGCAGUGGGAUAAGUCGCAGAGUCUUCAACUAAACCCCCCUCUCUAUCCCCUGCAGCCCAGGAUACACCUGAAAGAAUUUGGCAUAUUUAGAUCCAUUGCUGUACUCUCCCCUCAUCAAAUCUUGGCAGUGGGAAGAACCUUAAAUCAACAAGGUUAAUCUUAUCUAUCAGAUGCAUCUGUUCCCAUAAAGAAGUUACCCACACCUAUGGUUACCUAUAUCCCUGGCAAUAGGAAACUUCCUAAGAAGUUAAUUUUAUUUUCA